This is a messenger RNA of Heterocephalus glaber (naked mole-rat), 9907 nucleotides long. The record is from RefSeq and is a predicted model, not a curated record. NCBI's taxonomy places the organism in Eukaryota, Metazoa, Chordata, Mammalia, Rodentia, Bathyergidae.
GGGCGCGGCCGCCAGGAGCAGCAGGAGGAGCCACUGCAGACGCGCGGGCGGCCGGGACGCGCACUCGGGACGCAUGGUGGGCGCCGGGCGGAGCCCGGGUGUCCGGGGACCCGCGGGUUCCACGUCCCCUGCCGUGAAGCUCGCCCCGCCGGUUCCCCGGGAGGGUUUUGUGGGGCCCCGCGGCGCGGCUGGUCCCUCCUCACCCAGGCUUUGGCUGCGGCUCCCGGGGAGGGCAGAGCGGCUCAGGGCCCGCCCUCGGCCCCUCCCUGCGGUGCGCCCGGCGCUGUCCCCUGCAGGGCCGUCAGAUUGGGAGUUGCAGCCGCCGGACCGACGUGUCCUCCGGAGCGCAGUGGAGAAGCAGCCGGGGCGGCAGAGCCCACAGGUGCGCAGUACCGGUGCUGCGGGGUCCCCCAGGAGUCUUCCAGAAGAGAGGAGAAGCCGGGCAGGGUUGCUCAAGCAGUUGUGCCUGCCCUGGAGCCCCUUGCUCGUGGUGCUAAUGGAGUGCUCUUCCAGAUGUACUAAACCCUUUGGCUCAGAUCCCUGGUCAUUUAUACUCAUUCUGUUUUCUAUACCACAUGUGUAUGGGGGUGGAAAGAAGUAUAUCAGUCCAUGUGGAGGAAGAGACUGCUCUGUUUGCCAGUGCUUUCCUGAAAAGGGGUCCCGGGGUCAACCAGGACCACUAGGAUCACAGGGUCCCAUAGGGCCUCUGGGACCCCCAGGACCCAUUGGAAUUCCAGGAGAGAAAGGACUGAGAGGUGACAGUGGCUCUCCUGGGGCCGCAGGGGAGAAAGGAGACAAGGGUCCAACUGGUGUUCCUGGAUUUCCGGGUUUGGAUGGUAUACCUGGUCACCCAGGACCUCCAGGGUCCAGAGGCAAACCUGGAAUGAACGGUUACAAUGGCUCAAGAGGAAACCCGGGGCUUCCAGGGGAAAGAGGAGCUCCUGGCCCAAGAGGCACCCCAGGCCUUCUUGGAGAAAAAGGAGAAAAAGGAAAUUCAGUGUUCAUUUCAGGUGGCAUUAAAGGUAUUCAGGGAGAUCGAGGGGACCCAGGACCAGCCGGGUUGCCAGGAUCCCGAGGUGCUCGAGGACCCACAGGCCCAAUGGGAGGUCCUGGAGCCCCCGGCUUGACAGGAGCUCCAGGUCACCCUGGGAGUCCAGGUUUCAAGGGCAAUCCUGGUGUUGGAGUAAGAGGGCAAAUGGGGGACCCGGGUGAAGUUGGCCAACAAGGUUUUCCUGGACCCACCCUAUUGGUAGAGCCACCUGAUUUUUGCCUCUAUAAAGGAGAAAAGGGUGUAAAAGGAAUUCCUGGAAUGAUUGGACCUCCAGGACCACCAGGACUCAAGGGAGAACUUGGUAUUGGGGUGAAAGGAGAGAAAGGCAUUCCUGGCUUCCCAGGACCUCGGGGUUACCCUGGUUCCUACGGAUCUCCAGGCUUUCCAGGAUUAAAGGGAGACCAAGGGCCCCCUGGAGACCCUGGGGUAUUUGGAUUUCUUGGCCCAAAGGGCGAUCCUGGAGACCGCGGGUACCCGGGACCACCAGCUGUUUUGGUAACUCCAGCUCCUCCACUCAAAGGUCCUCCAGGGGACCGAGGAUCCCCUGGCCGCUAUGGAGAAAUAGGAGAUAUUGGACCCCCUGGUCCCCCAGGUCCUUCGGGCCAACCAGGGGAAGCUUGUCCAGGCAUGGUGGGACCUCUGGGACCACCAGGGCUUCCUGGUCCUCCAGGGUUUCCAGGGGAAGCCGGUAUUCCUUCGAGGCCUGACUCCACCCCAGGAAAACCAGGGCAGCCAGGACCCCCUGGCUUACCCGGAGUCCCAGGGCUACAGGGUCCCGCAGGACCGAAUGUGGUACAUUGCAGUGUGGGGCUCCCUGGACCACAAGGAAUAAAGGGCAAAAUGGGCCCCCCGGGAGGAAGAGGCUCAAAAGGAGAAAAAGGAAACGAAGGACUCUGUGCCUGCCCACCUGGCCCUGUGGGGCCCCCUGGCCCUCUGGGGCUACCUGGGAGGCAGGGCGAUAAGGGGGAAGCAGGGCUCCCAGGCUGGCUUGGAGGAAAAGGUGACCUAGGCCCUCCUGGCGCUGAAGGAUCACCAGGGCAACCAGGAAAAUCUGGUGUUCCAGGACCUUCUGGCAACAAAGGAACAAAGGGUGACAUGGUGGUAGCAAGAGUUAAAGGGUACAAAGGAGAAAGAGGACCUGAUGGGCCCCCUGGAUUUCCAGGGCAGCCUGGACAAGAUGGUCAGGAUGGACAUGCUGGAGAAAAGGGGGAUCCAGGACCCCGGGGGGAUCAUGAAGAUGCAGCCCCAGGUGAGAAGGGGUUUCCUGGCCCACUGGGUCCUCCUGGGGAAGCAGGACCAGUGGGGCCUCCGGGACUGGGAUUUCCCGGUCCACCAGGAAAAAGAGGUCAACCAGGCAUUCCAGGCCGCCCAGGAGAGAGGGGCCCUGAUGGCCUUAAGGGGCUGAAAGGUGACUCCAUCCCUUGUAAUGUAACCUACCCUGGGAGGCCAGGCCUUCCAGGCUUUGAUGGACCUCCAGGUCAGAAGGGAUUUCCAGGUCCCCCGGGUGCUCCUGGGCUGAGGUGUUCGGAUGGACCAAAAGGCCAACCAGGCCAACCAGGAAUACCAGGAAUACCAGGCCCACCUGGUUUUCGUGGUGACAUGGGCGAUCCGGGUUUUGGAGGUGAAAAUGGGUCCUCCCCUCUUGGACCCCCAGGUCCCCCUGGGCCACGUGGAGUGAAUGGUCAGAAGGGAACACCAGGAGACCCUGCAUUUGGUCAGCCAGGACCCCCUGGAAAUAGGGGUCUUCCGGGAGUGCCAGGGAUAAAAGGACCCCAAGGUGACCCCGGAUGCCCCGGGCCUGAAGGGGCAGCUGCCAUUCCUGGCUUGCCAGGUCUCAAAGGUCCCAGAGGCAAAGCAGGAAGUGCUGGAUUUCCAGGCAUCCCAGGUCUACCAGGCCAUUCCUGUGAAAGAGGCGCUCCUGGGAUCCCAGGCCAACCAGGACCCCUGGGAGCUCCAGGUAGUCCAGGUGCCCCAGGUAGGAAAGGACAGCAAGGAGAUAUGGGGUCUCCUGGACCAGCUGGAAUGAAGGGCUUCCCUGGAUCCCCAGGACUGCUUGGGCCAGAUGGACUCCCAGGACCUCCAGGAAUCCCAGGCCGUUUUGGGGAAGAUGGGCUACCUGGUCAUCCAGGUCCAAAGGGACCCAGGGGGCUGCCUGGUCUCCCAGGCUUUCCAGGAGAGAGAGGAAAUCCAGGCACCACAGGCCACCCAGGCAGAAAGGGAGAAAUCGGAGAGAAGGGCUGGCCUGGCUUUCAGGGGGACCCGGGAGUCCGAGGUGCCAAAGGAGCCAGAGGACUUCCUGGAGAUGAAGGAAAAAUGGCCAUCAUUUCCAAAAGAGGGGACACUGGGGAACCUGGGCCUCCUGGAGAUGGAGGGUUCGUAGGAGAGAGAGGUGACAGAGGAAUUCCUGGGACACAAGGGAGAAGAGGAGAGCCAGGACGAUAUGGACCACCUGGAUUUCCGAGGGGGGAACCUGGCAGAAAUGGACAACGUGGGUUUCCAGGACCCCCUGGACCUCCAGGUUCCCCUGGGCUAAGAGGGAUCAUUGGUUUUCCAGGAUUUCCAGGUGACCAGGGUGAGCCAGGUUCUCCAGGCCCCCCUGGAUUUUCAGGAACUGAUGGAACAAAAGGACCUAAAGGAAACAAAGGUGAUCCUGCCAGUCAGUUUACUCUACCUGGUCCGAAGGGUGAGCCUGGUGGCCCUGGAUAUCAAGGACAUGUGGGAGCCCCUGGAGAGCAAGGCUCGCCUGGAGUCCCAGGGCUGAGAGGACCACCAGGAACGCCAGGACCGCCUGGCUCCUCAGGGCCACCAGGGUGUCCAGGUGAUCGGGGAAGGCCUGGGCCGAAGGGCUCUCCAGGAGAAAUGGGGGAUGCUGGGCCUCGAGGCCUCCCAGGGGAUCCAGGGAUGCCAGGUCCUCCAGGAAUAAAAGGUCCUGCUGGGUUACCUGGCCUGCAUGGCUUGCAUGGUUUGAAGGGAGAGAAAGGAACCAAAGGUGCCUCAGGUUUGCACGAAAUGGGCCCACCAGGUCCGGUGGGAAUACCUGGUCAAAAAGGAGAGAUAGGAGACCCUGGGAAUCCCGGAAUUUCUCCUCCAGGCCUUUUUGGAGAGAAAGGCUUUGCAGGCCCCCCAGGGAGACCAGGACCACCAGGUCCCGCAGGUGCCCCAGGCAAAGCUCCUAAGGGUGAUGUUCCUGAUCCUGGUCCACCUGGAGAUGAGGGACCCCCUGGCCCUGAUGGCCCACGAGGAGCUCCUGGGCCUCCGGGACCCCAUGGGAGUGUUGACCUUCUGAAAGGGGAGCCAGGUGACUGUGGUCUGCCAGGGCCACCAGGUCCCCAUGGCCCGCCAGGACCUCCCGGAUGCCAGGGUGUUCCAGGAUGUGAUGGAAAAGAUGGCCAAAAAGGACCAGUGGGAUUUCCAGGGCCUCCAGGGCCACCUGGCCUUCCUGGAGCACCUGGAGAGAAGGGUUUACGUGGACCUCCAGGAAGGAGAGGGUUCAUAGGUCCCCCAGGUCCCAGAGGUGAAGCUGGGCCACCUGCAGAUGUGGAUGCCUGUCCCCAAAUCCCAGGGCUUCCUGGGGUGCCAGGCCCACGAGGACCAGAAGGAGCCAUGGGGCUCCCAGGACAGCAGGGUCCCCCAGGACCAGGGUGCAAAGGGAAGCCUGGGCCGGAUGGCAGGAGGGGCGAGGAUGGAGUCCCUGGGCCUCCCGGGCCUCCCGGGCACACAGGGGACAGCGGAGAGGCCGGCUGCCCUGGAGCACCAGGCCCUCCUGGUCCAACUGGCGACCCUGGCCCCAAAGGGAGUGGGCUUGGCUACCUCAGUGGCUUCCUCCUAGUGGUCCACAGCCAAACGGAUGAGGAACCCGCCUGCCCCAUGGGGAUGCCCCGGCUCUGGAGUGGGUACAGCCUGCUCUACCUGGAAGGGCAGGAGAAAGCACACAACCAGGACCUCGGUCUGGCGGGAUCUUGCCUUCCUGUGUUCAGCACGCUGCCCUUUGCCUACUGCAACGUCCACCAAGUGUGCCACUACGCCCGGAGGAACGACAGGUCCUAUUGGCUGGCCAGCGCCGCGCCCCUCCCCAUGGCGCCCGUGUCGGAGGAAGACAUCCGACCCCACGUGAGCCGCUGCGCCGUGUGCGAGGCUCCAGCGCAGGCUGUGGCGGUGCACAGCCAGGACCAGGCCAUCCCGCCGUGUCCCCGGGCCUGGAGGAGCCUCUGGAUCGGGUACUCGUUCCUGAUGCACACAGGAGCUGGGGACCAAGGAGGAGGGCAGGCCCUGAUGUCACCUGGCAGCUGCCUACAGGAUUUCAGAGCGGCGCCGUUCCUCGAAUGCCAAGGGCGCCAGGGCACCUGCCACGUUUUUGCAAAUGAGUACAGCUUCUGGCUGACCACGGUGAAACCAGACUUGCAGUUUUCCUCUGCGCCGUCACCAGACACCUUAAAAGAUGGCUACGCGCAGCGCCAGAAGAUCAGCAGGUGCCAGGUCUGCGUGAAGUACAGCUAGAGAAUGUGAAAUUCACCGCCAGGUGUGAGGAGAAACUGUCCCGACUUCCAGGCUGUGCGAAGAAAUUCUACGGUGCUCAUCCCAGAUCGCACUUCGUGCUGCGCGGUUAUUCCCAGUCCUCUACUUCCUCCUCCUCCUGUGCUUCACAGAUUAAGCCAAGGCUACGUGCGUGGGUUUGUUUCGAUCCCUAAUCUAGGUGAAAUCUACAUACCGUAUUUUAUUGAGGAUGAUGGAAAAAUAGGCUUUCUUUGAAAAUAUGCUCAUUCUCAGGAAAGCAAGUAGAGGAUAAAGGCCAGAUUACAAAUUACAUUACCGAAAACUUCAUUCAUUGGCUAAUAGCAUCUCAAAUAAUUGAAGUCAAUUACUCCACAGUACACUGGGGUUCUGGACAGAUUUUACGGGAAAAAAUAAAUAGGCCAACAAAUGAAACUCCAAAGUAGAGAUUUUCAACAUUUCAAAAUUUCCUCUGUAAUCUAUUUUUUCUAUGCACUUUAGACAGUUGUAAAACCAUGACCCAAAGAGAUUACAAAAAGAAAAAAACUCCGCACUGCCAGCGUUAACAGUUCAUUUCAAAGCAGAAUGGAUCAUUAUGCCAGGAAAGCCCACAGUCUCUGUAUCCUAGAGCUGCAACAUUAGCACAAGCGGUUCGCAGAUGAAUAUAAAACAUGUUCUCCUCUGCGUUUUUCAGAGAAUGGAAAUGCCUACUUUGGCAGCCCUUUUGAAAAGUAGCAAUUAUGGAAGAAAAUACAUUCAGUAGGGGAUUAGGAGCCUAAAAGCUAUUAAUGAAUAUUAAGGUAGUGAUUCCCCAAAAUUGACACUUCAUCGUGGUGAGCUUCCAAACAGAUGGGUUUUCCCAGUCGGGGACCCACAUGUCCUUGGAGCUAAUGGGCCUGAAGCCACAUGGGGUUCAUACUGAGCACCUCACACCCUUCCCCGUAGGACCUGUGGAGCUUCCGUGUAGCUUACAGUGCAUGCUUUUCCUCCACGUACAUAAUGGCAGAUCACAGAGGGAAGUGACAGAGCUAUCAUUAUGCACUUGGGAGAAAACUGAGGGCGGCGUAAUUAAACCUAGGUAAGAGGAUCUAUUUAAGUCAGGGUCAUCUCCCCUGCCCCAAAGAAGGCCUGGAGCCAUCUUUUUAAAAAUACAAAAAACAAUCUGCAAGUUGAAUUUUCCCGUGAUCAGUUUAUACAGGAGCAUCCCAUUUUGACAAUUUAAAAAACUUUCUUAGACUUCAUGGUAGCAUUGAACCAAGGCAGCAAUAGACAUUUGGCAUUUGUUGUUUCUAUAAAAUUCUAGAAGGGAUGUGAAUUUACAAUGAAUACAUGUUUUUGAAUUGCAAAAGAUAAGUUUUCUAUUUUGCCAAGUGCCCAGUGAUCUAAGCUUACAAAUCAAAAGAUUUGUUAGAAUUGUUUUAGGAAAUUCACCUUCCUCAUAUACCGAAAAUAUCAUUUUAGGGAAAACCAAAUAAAUUACUCAUGAAAGUGACAUUCAUUUUAGUAAUUUUAGUGUACUUAAAAAUAAUUGAGAGAAACUCAAUUAAAAUUUUGUGUACAAGAAAUGUUUUUCUUGUUCAACUUUGAUUACUAAUGAGUUCUUCUAUGUAGCAUACAUUUCAAAUGAGUUUUGCUAUGAGCAGCUCAUGGCCAUUUAUUUUAAGAGUAUUUUCUCAUUUUUAAAAGAUAUUUUCUUGAUGUAGCAGAAUAUUUCCUAGUUCACAGACCCAUUUGAGUUUUUUUAGGCCACUCUAUUGGUUUAGUGUGCCUGAAAUUUAACCCAGUUUCUACUUUACUUGUAAUUAUUCUUCUAUUUCUGAAACCUUUGUCUAGUACCAAAACUCAAGCCUCCUAAAAGUCUAUCACGAGCAUACUGUGAGAACAUUGUCUGGAAGAGCUAAGAAUGAUCAGUGGACUAUCAGAUAUAUAUCUUCCUUGCGCUCUUAUUUUAGGCCCUUUAACCUAUUAGAGUAUUAUCUUAAUAAGCUUUAUAAAUAAUUUUUUUUAAAAAACGGGCUGAAUUAAGUGGAUAAUUCACUCCACUGUGAUCAGGAACAGUGGACAGAAAUCAGCUGAAAAUACUACUAGCACAGGAGCCCUCUCUACGGUUAGAAUCCUGCCUUUUGUCUUUGAAAGUAUUUUAAAUGGUCACAAUGACAGCGUGACAGAAAGAAUGACUUCCUGAAAUAGAAGUCCAGUUACUUUCUUCACUUGUGUAUAUAGCAAUGUGUUUUAAAAUAUAUGUUCUCCUUGAAGGCCAUGAGCAAAGCUUUACAGCUGUUUUCCUAGUCCAUUACUAGUGAUGACCUUUAUCAGAUUUCCCAAGGACUCUCCCUCUUUUUGGGUCCAUUGCACCUCGACUGCUGAGCUGGGGUUUCCUGAGGCCCCUGCUGGAGGACUGGUGUGUUCCCUUCCGGACUGCCAUUUGUGCCGAGUGGAGCCCGCUGGGUGCAGGUGGGCCUCCGUGCUGUGCUCUCAUUCCCCACAAAGAGCCCUGAGUCAUCGCUUCCAGUGCACACUCCCUCCUCUCAGCCUCCUGUAUCUGGUAUCGCUGGACACCACCGAUCUACCUCCCUCUUGCAGUAGGCAUCUCCUAAUCAGUUCAUCCAGUUUCACAUCCCAGCUGUCACGUAAGUUCCAUUCAAACCUGAGUUGGUCAUCUUCGGACAGUCCUUCACAUGUGGUGAGGUCAGUGUGAACGGAGAUCGCCUCUGGUCACGGUGAAUUGAGUGCAGCUCUGCAGAUGUUCCCAGUACCUCUGUGCCUUUGCUCCUUCUCUUUCACCAGGGAUGUCCUCCCUCAGGUCCCCUUGGCACUGAAUUAGUGGCAUGCAUGCAUGCGAAUUCCCUCGAGGAGACUUGGACUCCUGCUGCUCCCAGUACAAUUAAUGGGGCUCUCUCUCUUUCUCCAUUAUUUCCUCAACGUCUCAGAAUACUUCUUUCAUUCCCCGGCUAACACAAAAGCCCCUAGAGGGCGGGGACCAUGUUUUACUUGUCCUUGUAUGCCCAGUGCUAGCACAGAACUGGACGUAGUAUUAACACGUCAUUCUUUUAUUCAGUGACAAUUCCACAGCUUCAUUAGGCAUUAGCUGUUAAGCUCUCUAUAUAAGGUCCUCAUUGGGAAAAUGGUAAGUAGGAGACAUCAUUUCUUACUUCAAAACAUCAGAAUGUUCAACAUAUCCGCACACCCACAAUCUAUUACAAUUUUUGACCCAAAGCCAAUUGAUAAGCUUAUCUCCCCCCUCCGCCCUGCCUCCAAAAUAGAUGUUUUCUAUAAACCGAAAUUUCAAAAAUGAUGACAUUUCAGAGAUUUGGCUGAGAGAAAACUCAUUGAAAUGCGACCUGACAGCUCAUAUUGUAAUCUAUAGUCUCUUGGGAUUUAAGAGCUUGCUCGUGCAAAACUGGCUCUACAAAGUUCAUACGUAAGUUGCUCGUGCUUUAAAAAAUAGUCAGUGGAAUAGUCUAUAAAAAUUGGAUCUUAUUAAAGAUAUAUUGAGUCUCUUUUAGAUUAUUAUAAAGCAAGCCUUUCUCUGUUCCAGUAAAUUACAUUAGUGUUACAUCAUCUCACUGGGAUAAGUUGAUAAUUGUAACCUCUACUUGGUAUGGCUGCAAAAUGGCAGAACAAUGAGGAUUUUAGUUGGCUGAACCCAGAUGUGGAUCUGGUCUUGUCACUUUCCAACUGCGUUACCCUGGAUGAAUUCCGCCAACUCGCUGAACUUACUUCCCUCAUUUAUAAGACAUAACACUACUCUUGUGUUGAAAAUUAGUUAGACUAUCUGUCUAGCAUAUAACAGUCAUCAUAGAUUGGUUAUGGUCAUAUCUUCUGUUUAAAAUAAAUUAAGAUGAAAGAUAUUUCUUGGGUUCUUUGUAUACAGAAUUAUUCUCAUAGGGCAUAUAUAUUACUGAUUAGAAUUACCUAACUGGUCAAUUCGUAGUAUCUUUGGGAGAAUGCUGUGCAAAGUUACUAUACUACAGAAAAUAUCACAUUUUCUGGCAAGGACAUUAUCAGUAAGUUCUGCAGGGAACAAACAAUUGACAUUAAAAAUCAGUAUUCUGCAAUUGUCACUGUUAUCUGCCAGAAACUCUGCAUAAUGCAUUUCAAACCACCAAAGCUGGCUGCCACAUCCAUGUCAUAUGCUUGAAUUUGUGGUGCUUAAAUAUUUAAUGAUUCCUUCAUGAGAAAAAAAAUGUGAGACAUGUCCAAUAAAUUGCAUCCCUUUCUCAAACCUGUGGUUAUAAAGCUAAAGACUUUGAACGUGUAACUUUUGCAAGAUGCUUGGUUUUCCACUGACCCUUAAAUCUUUGCUGUAUUAUGAUUUACAAUGUGGUUCAUUAUAUAUAAAAGUCUGUGAUGACUUUCCCAAAA